AAAAUAGCAACCGGGAUGACUCGAACGCCUCCAAACGCCCAUUCUUCUGAAAAGCAAAGAGCAGCAUCGCAUCAGCCGCCGGGUGGGCGGUGCUUGGCUUCCAGGGCAACCGGAGAGAAGCGAGGCGCAUGCGCACACCAUCCACUUUCUGCCAACCGCCAGCGGCAGCUGCGGCCGGUGCCGUUCGCCAUGUUGAUGCUGGGCAGGGGGCUGGACGCCAGGGAUAACCAGACCAAGCAAAUACGGGAAGCUGUUUCAAACGUGGAAAAACAUUUUGGUGAAUUAUGCCAAAUAUUUGCAGCAUAUGUACGAAAAACUGCCAGGCUACGAGACAAAGCAGACCUUUUAGUAAAUGAGAUACAUGCUUAUGCAGCUACAGAAACCCCAAAUUUAAAGUUUGGAUUGAAAAAUUUUGCAGAUGAGUUUUCCAAGCUUCAGGAUUAUCGCCAAGCAGAGGUGGAAAGACUUGAAGCUAAAGUUGUUGAACCUCUGAAAUGUUAUGGGACCAUCAUAAAACUUAAAAGAGAGGAUCUCAAAGCAACUUUAACAGCGAAGAACAGAGAAGCAAAACAAUUAUCUCAACUGGAGAGAACCCGUCAACGAAAUCCAUCUGAUCGGCAUAUUAUUUCGCAGGCUGAAAGUGAAUUACAGAGAGCCUCUCUGGAUGCAACUAGAACAAGUCGGCAGUUGGAGGAAACAAUUGAUAAUUUUGAAAAACAAAAAAUAAAAGAUAUUAAGAACAUACUUUCAGAAUUCAUUACAAUUGAAAUGUUAUUUCAUGGAAAAGCCUUAGAAAUUUAUACUGCUGCAUUUCAAAAUAUACAAAAUAUUGAUGAGAAUGAAGAUUUAGAGGUAUUUCGGAGUUCACUUUAUCCACCAGAACAUCAAACCCGUUUGGAUAUUGUUCGUGCAAAUUCUAAAUCUCCCCUUCAGAGAACUGGUUCUUCCAGAACGUGUACUGGAAUAGUUCAGAUUGCUAGGAAUCGUCUUAAGGAAGAGGAGGCAGAUGAAGAGGAAGAGGAAGAAGAUGAAGAAUCUGAAACCACUAAGGAGGAAAGAUAGCUUUUGCCACAACAAAACAUUCCUCAAAUUAAAAAUACUAAUUGUAUUUACAUUUCAUGUUAAGACAUCAUAAGGACAGCCAUUAAAAUUACUGCAAAAAUGCAUUAUUUUGACCACCUUAUGAUCUCUUAAUAGUAUAUGUACAAAAAGUUGCUAAAAUUGAGAUAUUUUUUAAAAAUCACAAAGGAUUCACAAAGUUUCCUGGUUGCUUUUCAAAACAGAUAUUUCCAUUGAUUAUCUACUAACACAGGGAAUGAAGUAUAUGUUCAUAUUUAUUUAACAAUGUAAGCAGUCAUCCCCUUGUAACCAAAUAAAAUGACCUUCAUAAAUUC
Pantherophis guttatus is the source of this 1394-nucleotide messenger RNA. The record is from RefSeq and is a predicted model, not a curated record. NCBI's taxonomy places the organism in Eukaryota, Metazoa, Chordata, Lepidosauria, Squamata, Colubridae.